Closterium sp. NIES-65 is the source of this 3963-nucleotide messenger RNA. The record is from the annotation of a GenBank genome assembly. NCBI's taxonomy places the organism in Eukaryota, Viridiplantae, Streptophyta, Zygnematophyceae, Desmidiales, Closteriaceae.
AUGCUCAACGCCGCCGCCAUUCCGGCGGUGCUCGCAGUAUCUUCGUCGCCGCUCGUCUCGCGUCGUGCUGCGGCGCUGCUAUCGUCGCACGCCACUGUGCGAGGAGCGACUGGUAACCGUUUCGCUCACAACGCCGGCCCAUUGACGUCCCUUCAUGUGCUUUCGCGAACCCUAGAAAGACGACCCGCCAUGCAAGCCUUGGGUUUCCGACGCUCGCUCUUCGCGGGGCGGGGUUUAGCGGCGGCACGCGCGCACGCAGGGCUGGGACUAGCGCUGCGCCACUCGCCUAAGGCCUCCCACUUCGCGCCGAGUCCUGUGCGGCUCUCCACUUCGGCAGCUGCGGCGGCCGGGUCGCAGGGCGAGCAGUCACGACAGGCGGGGGAAGGGGGGCGGGCAGGCGGGAGGCAGGGAGCGGGCAGCAGCGUGGGGUUCAGGGAGCGGGGCGGGAGUGGGGCGGGGGGAGCGCACGUGCGCGGAGGAUGGCGAGGGCCCCGCGGAGAGAGCAGGGAGCGUUGGGCGGCGGGUGGAGAAGGGGGAAAAGAUGCAAGGAGCGGGGGACAUGGCGUGGCGGGCCGUGCGAUUGGCGCGGAGGAAGAGCGGGUGAGGUCAGGUGGGCGAGGUGGUGGGCGGGUGGACACGUGGCGGGAAUCGAGAGGCGGGAGGUUUGAUGGGGUGAUGGGCAACGGGAGAAGAGGAAGCAAUUCUGGUUUUAGGGGGGAAGACGGGAGGUCAGGGGCGGAUAGGUGGAGGGAGGGGGGCGGGGGGCGAUGGAGGGGGACCGCGCAGGAAGCGAGGGGAGGCGCAAGUGGCGCGCCUGCGUGGGCUAGAGGCGCGCACCUGCCUCGGGGGAAUGGUGACGCCUUUAGAUCAGCUGAUGACGUGGAGCUCUAUGAUUCGCCAGCAAUGCAAGAUGGGGGCGCGCGCUUUCCGUGGGAGGAGGGCGCUGAAAGGGGCGAGGGAUGGGGGCAUGGCGGAGGGGGGAGGAGGGGCGGGGGGCGGGAUGAUGACUCGGGCCGGGCGGCACAGGCGCGCGUGGGCGCAGAGGAUGGGUGGCGGGGCGUGGCAGGGGGGGAGCAGCAGGGGGAGGAGUUCCCGUGGCUGGGGAGGGGGAGGGGCGGAGGGGCAGGCGGCGGGGUGCAAGGGGAGGCGGUGGGUGUGCGGGAAAGGCGGGUGCGGCAGGCGUGGGUGGCGGAGGUGAGCCUGCCGCCCGGUGAGCUGAGGCGGCUGCGGGCGGCAGUGAUGGUGCUGCGGCAGCCGGUGAAGGUGGGGCGGCAGGGCGUGACGGAGGGCAUAGUGGCGGCGGUGCAGGCGCGGUGGCGUGCCGGGCACGAGGUGGUGAAGGUCAGGUGCGAGGGGGCGCCCGCCUUCAACAUGCGCCACACACACGAGCAGAUCGAGCGGCUGACGGGCGGCAUGGUGGUGUGGCGGGCGGGGGCAGCGCUGGCAGUGUACCGUGGGCCGCAGUACGGGCAGGGGGGCGCGGGGCAGCGGGCGCAGGUGCAACAGGGGGAGGGGCAGGUGGGGGAAGUGGGGAAUGCAGCAGAAGCGGGGUUGGAGGAGAUGGGGAGUGAUGGUGCGAGGGGGUGGGGAGAGGGAGAGAUGAGUGAUGGGGAAGUGGAGGGCGAGGGAGAGGGAGAGGGGCGGCAUGGCGAGCAGCAAGAGGCAGCGCUGGUGAGCGGGGCAAGCGGCGGUGAGGAGCAGCAGGAGUGGGGAGGGCAGGGUGGGGAGGGCGGGGUGUCAGCAGCAGCAGCAGCAGCAGGCGAGGAGGACGUGACAUUGGGGCUGGGUCCCAAGGUGGCGGGGUGGGAGCGGCCCGGCCAUGCCCCCGUGGACGCCGACCAGCUGCUGGGGGGAGCAGCCGCGGCGGGGUACCGGGCGCCGUUCCGCCUGGUGCCGUACGGUGUGAGCAGCAAGCUGAGCAACGAUGAGAUGACCCGCCUGCGCCACCUUGCCAGGAAGCUGCCGCCCCACUUCAUGCUAGGGCGCAACAGGGGGCUGGAGGGGCUGGCGGCGGCGGUGGUGGCGCUGUGGGAGCGCAGCGAGGUGGCCAAGAUUGGCGUCAAGCGCGGCGUGCAGAACACCAGCAACGAGCGCAUGGCGGAGGAGCUCAAGAGGCUGACGGGUGGGGUGCUGUUGGCGCGCGACAAGUUCUUCAUCUCGCUGUACCGCGGCAAGGACUUCCUGCCCGCCGCGCUCGCCACCACGCUCGCAGCGCGGCAGCAGCACGCGCGGCAGAGUGCGGACGAGGAGGAGAGGGAGCGCCUGCUCGCCCUGCCCUCGCUGCUGCUGCCCUCGCCCUCCGGCUGUGCACACGGCGAGGGGGGCGCAUGGGGAGCCUCUCCUGGGAGCGCAGUGCACUCGUCUGACGGCAGGGGAGACGCGGAGGGCGGGGAGGAGGGGGAGGUGGAGGGGCAGUUGGUGGAGGGGCAGUUGGUGGAGGGGCAGUUGGUGGAGGAGGAGCGGCGGCGGCGGCGGGAGGCCAUAGAGGCGUCCAGGCGGCUGGCACUGGCACGGCAGAUAGAGCAGAAGCUGGCUCAGGCGCUGCGCAAGAAGGGGCGGGCGGAGGAGCAGUUGGAGAAGCUGCAGGCGGUGCUGCGGCCGGUGGAGGUGCCGGCGGACAGUGAGACGCUGACAGAGGAGGAGAGGCACAUGUUCCGCAAGCUCGGCCAGAAGAUGCGCGCCUACCUUGAAAUGGGCAAGAGGGGGGUGUUCGCGGGGCUGGUGGAGAACAUGCAUCUGCACUGGAAGCACCGCGAGCUGGUCAAGAUCAUCUGCAAGGAGCGCGACCGGCGCCGAGCAGAGGACGUGGCGGGCAUGCUGGCGGUGGAGAGCGGCGGCGUGCUGGUGGACGUGGUGCCCGUGAAGAAGUACCACGCCAUCAUCGUGUAUCGCGGCAAGAACUACUCUCGCCCCUCCGUCCUGCGCCCCAAGGGGCUGCUCACCAAGCGCCAGGCGCUCAAACGCGCCACCGAGGAGCAGCGCCGCGCCUCACUGGAAGCACACAUGAGGGACCUCGACACCGCCAUCGCCCGCCUCUCACAAGGCCUGGCAGAGGCAGAGAGAGGGUCACAGGUGAAGCCUGGCGAGAUAGCGCCUCUUUCCCGCGCCUCUCUCCCUUCUUUGCCUCUCUCUCUGGACUCCGCCACCAGCACUGGCAGCAGCAGCAGCACAGACACAUGGGAGGAGGGAAGUGAGGCAGGUGCGGACGGGCCUUCCCCGCUGUCGCCCGCUGCGGAGGCGGAGGCGGCUGAGAUUGAUGCGCUCAUUGCUGCCAGCGUGCAGCCGCAGCUGCAGCAGCAGCAGGACGAGGAGGAGAGGCAGCGGCAGCAGCGGGAGAGGGAGGCAGUGCGGGAGACGUGGCGAGUGGGCAGGGAGGAGGUGAGGGAGCGGGCGCUAGUGGGGCCUCUCUUCAGGGCGCCUCCCCUCUCGCGCUCCCAGCGCCUCGAGCUCCGGCGCAGGGCGCUCACCCUCGACAGCACCGCCGCCUUCCAAGUUGGGCGCAGCAACGUGGUGGAGGGGCUGGCGAGGGCCAUCCGCCUGCACUUCACACGCCAUGCGCUCGUGAAGGUGGGCAUCCGAGGCCGGGCGGCCGGCACGCCAGCACAAGAGAUCGUCAAGCAGCUCGAGGAGGCGACUGGGGGGGUGUUUGUGUCGCAGGAGCCGUCCAAGGUGGUGCUGUACCGCGGGUGGGAGGACGGCCAGCCCGCCCCCUGGGAGGGGCCUCGUGUGAUGCAGGUGACGCCGCAGAUGGUGGCUGCCAUGCAGAGCGAGGCAGGCAGUGACCUGGGCAUGCAGGCCCUUGAGGGCGUGGAUGGCGCGGAAGGCACUGGGAGUGACGGGGAGGUGGAGGAGGAAGAAGGGGAGUCAUGGACAGACCAGUUCGAUCAAGAUGGCACCGAGGUGUCCAAAGGCGAUGUAGGGCUGCUAAAUGGCCAACAGCACAGCGAGAUUCGUGAUUCGUAA